AUGGCUACCACUUCUUACCAUUCUCGCUCUAACAGCUUGCCUUCAAGGCAACACCCCAUCACUUCACAAAUUGAUGAGAAUCUUAACCGAUUGAGGGCAUCUCAAUCGGCCUCUACAUCAUCUUCAAUUGGCCAAAAUCUAAAUGGUCUUCAAGAUUUGCAUGAAUAUGUUGAUAUGUUGCUUCAACUGCCCCUCACUCAACAAGCUCUAGCCCAAGAGCAGCAGCGGAAAUGGGUUGAAGAACUGUUGGAUGGAUCAAUCAUGCUCUUGGAUGUAUGCAGCACUGCCAAGGAUGCCUUGUUGCAAACCAAGGAGUGCACUCAAGAACUUCAAUCGAUUUUGCGCAGAAGACGAGGAGUUGAAGGGCUUGGUGAUGAGGUUAGGAAGUACUUAACAUCUAGGAAGGCAGUGAACAAGGCAAUCUGCAAGGCCUUAAAGAACUUGAAGCAUAUGGAAAAUAAACUUAGCUCCUCUUCUUCCAUCAAGGAUGCUGAGAAUGGAGCUGUGAUUAGCAUUCUAAGAGAAGUACAAGCAGUUACCAUCAGCAUGCUGGAAUCCUUGCUGUCGUUUAUUUCAGGGCCAGAGGCAGGAUCAAAGUUGAGCCGCUGGUCACUAGUUUCCAGGUUAAUGCACCAGAAAAAAGUGAUGUAUGAGGAAGAAGGACAAAAAACACAUGAAAUUGCAAGUGCUGAAGCUGGACUGCGUUCCCUCGUCAAAUCUGAAAACAUGAAGAAUGUUGAGAAUGUGCAAAAUAAGCUCCAUAACUCAGAGUUGUGCAUCCAAGAUCUUGAAGAAGAACUUGAAAGCCUCUUUAGGCGUUUGAUCAAAGCUAGAGUCACUGUUCUCAACAUCCUCAACUGUUAA
Molecule: messenger RNA, 864 nt
Organism: Theobroma cacao (cacao)
Lineage: Eukaryota; Viridiplantae; Streptophyta; Magnoliopsida; Malvales; Malvaceae
Biological process (GO): root development; shoot system development
Source: RefSeq, a predicted model, not a curated record